AUGAAAGUUCCCGUCAUGACAAUUACAGCAUCUACAACAUCCACUACGACCGCUCCUAGCUCCACAAACAACUCAAAUAUGUCAUCCUCAGCUGAUCCAAGAUUACGGAAGAAGCCCUCUGCCAUGUCAUCCACUACUACAAAGCCAACUACUGCUAAAGCUCCCCUUCCUCCACCCACAACCCCAACAUAUCCCCGUAUGGCACAGCGUCCUACAGUCUCUCUCUCAAGCACCACGAUAUCCAACCCUACGCUUCACCCAAACGUAACAACUCGUUCACCUCGAUCGACGAGAAAACCCAGAGCAGACACCGUUUCCUCCGGUGUAUCCCAAUUGCACAUCCCCUCCCGACCACCCUCCGCGGCAGAUCUUCAGAGGCCAUCUAGCGCUACUGGAUCUCGAGUUUCCGUGAGAUCAGAAAGAUCAGAUAGACCAGACUCCCGCCAGUCACAGUACAGGUCCGAUUCUCGCCAGUCGCAGUAUGGAGCUGUCAGCCCCAAUCCACGGUUUUUUCACGCAAUCGAUGCGCGAAGUACAAAGCCAACGCCCAAGGCGCCGCCCCCCUUAAGGCACGAGUCCAGCAACACCGGAAAGUUCUUUUUUGCAAACAGCAUACAGACAUCAUCGCGAAGUUCGUCCCCAGCACCUUCGCCCCGAGUGCCCGGAAUUUCUCCUAUGGCCAUACUGGGUGAACCCCCUAGCCUUUCACCGUCACUUCCAAUUUUGGCGCGCUCAGAUUCUCGUGGUGGUGGUUCAGUUGUUGGCGCACGGUCUCGUCCCUCGUCCAUGGUGUCGCAAGGACCGUCGUUAUUUCCGGAAACCCGAAACCAUGUCAAAUUUGUAUAUGCAAAUGGGACGGAAGAAGUGCUGGAACCCAGAGGGUCGGAAAUGGGCAGGGGUUCGGAAAUUGGCAGAUCGGAACUUGGCAGGUCAGAACUUGGGCGAGGGUCAUCGGAAUAUAGUAGGGGCUCCGAACUAGGAAAAAGCUCGGAAAAUGGAUCUGUUUUGCAUUCCCCUCAAAUUCCAAGUUCACCAAAUGGAACUUAUUUUCCAUUUACGAAGCCAUUGUCACCCACGGCGUCGCCUAAUCCCAACAUUGCUCCAACCUCACCAUUUCAAAGACCAUCACCCCCAAAUCAUUCGCGACGGACGAGCCUAGAGGGAAUAGCAGCCCGACAUGGACGAACACUCUCGAUUAGUUCGAUCAUUGAUAUGGCGGAUCUCUUGGAGGAGGAAGCUUCUAAGGUGCCGGAAACCCCAGCCGAGAAAUAUGCGCGGCGGUCAUCAUCUCCCCCGGCUGUAAUCGCGCUAGCUCCACCGGCAAUGACCGCGAAGGAGCGAAUUGCAGCCAGGGAAGAGGCCGCUGCAAAGGCCCGGAAGGAACGACAGGUUCUCGAUUUGGAAAUUUCCAACGCCUCCUUGCUAGCGAUCAACAAAACACUCGAACGCCAAUUGAAGAAGCAGACAGCCGAGCUCAGAAGGUACCGACGGCUAUCGCGUUCCGGGCGUAUUCCAGCUUUGCCCCCCAAGAAGAAGAAGAAGCGGAGAGGUUCAAACGAGGAUCCGGAAGAUAGCGAAGGUUAUCAUGUGAAGGAUGGUAGCGACCUUGAUGCCGAGUACGAAGAUGGGGAAGAUGAGGAAGAGGAAGAGGAGGAAGAAGAAGAGGAGGACUCCGAUACGACCGGAGAAGACGGCAGCGUCGGGAAAGAGAAUUGUGCGGACGAAAAGAGGUUGAAGCUGGAUCUUUCCAAGCACCAGGAACUUUUGGACAAUUCUGCCAAAAUGAAUGCCUCUUUGAAAGGUUGUCAAUCAAUCGUUGACCAGCUCAUCAUGGAGGCAAAGAAGGCACUGGAAUACAAGAUCCGAGCAUCGGACGUCCACCUCGGAGGGAGGAUUCUGAGCUACGACGCGGAAGAGACGGAAACGGAAUUAGAGACAGAGGCGGAAGAGGGGACGGAUGACGGUCAUGACGAUGACCAGACGGAAACUGAGGAUGGGGAGGACUACGAUGAUGACGAUCUGGAUAGUGAGGAAGAUGAGGAUUUAGAGGAGAUGGAGGAGGUGCAUUUGCCGGAUGCCAAUGGGAUAGGUAAACCGAUAUACCUGCCUACACCCCUAGUGCAAACUGUCGACGGCUAUGUAUAA
Molecule: messenger RNA, 2145 nt
Organism: Morchella sextelata
Lineage: Eukaryota; Fungi; Ascomycota; Pezizomycetes; Pezizales; Morchellaceae
Exons: 2
Coding region: 1-2145 (714 amino acids)
Source: RefSeq, a predicted model, not a curated record